AUGGCCUCCCAAAUCGCUCUUUCUUCCGAGCACACUGGCAUCCUACGCGACGCUGAUGUCUCGCCAGAUGCUCUGAAUGAAGCAAACCACCUUCUGCAAGUCAACCAUGAUAACUGGCAUAUCUUUUUCCGGGACGUGACUGGUCACAACCACACCGCGCACAGCAUUCUGACGUGUUUGGCCCUGGGUGCCGACUCGAGCGAUCUCCAGAGGGCAUACGAUGAUACAGUGGAUAUUCAACGAACAAAACCAGAGAUCAACGCAAAGGUUCUGCAGCAGCUCAACAAAGAUGUAGAAAACCUGAGCGAAUUAUUGGGCACCUGCGAUUUAUAUUCAACCUUUCUAGCUUUCUUUGAAGGCGAAAUCAACAAGCACGGAUGGAAACAAGUGGUCAACCGCUUUGUCUUCUCGCGCACCCCACUGGCUGAGAAGAUGCUGAUUAAGAUGUACGAGGGCAUGUAUCAUUCUCUCAUCCACCUGGGACUAGGCGUCGAGUGGGGGCAGCCUGGAAUCGUCGCCGAAGCCCUUGCACAAGCUGCAACCCACGAGGAUGGCCAUAUCGGCGCACUCCUUUUUAGCAGCGAGAUUCUGGCCAACGGCCAACCUCAUCCAGAACAGUCGCCAUCGCUCUUGGAGCUAUCUCAACAGGUCCAGAACAACAAGGCCAUCUUCACAGCCCCUAAGUGGGAAGACCGUUGGAACAGAAUGAGGAACGGCGUCAUGGACAAUGCCGCAAGCGAACUCGCGCCUAUCGCAUCCCAAUUUCGCAUCCGCCCGGUAGACCUGGAGCGUCGCACCGCGGAGAUGAUCAGUUUUUCAGCUUACGUUGCCGGAGCCAGUCAGCGUCCCGCUAGGAAGCGCAAGAUCGACUUCUUCCUCAUGCAUGUAGUCACUGGCUCCAUCUUCUUCAGCAUCUUCAACAAACAGGAUUGGAUCUCGAUGGAAGACCGUCUGCGAUUAGUAGAGUGGAAAGGACGACUGGACCUGGCCUUUUACGCAUUUUGUCGCUGUCCCGACCUCUAUAGCGAGGCAAUUAUAGAGUACUACGACGAAUUCACCAAGGAUAUGGACUGGAAGCAGCUCUAUGCUGCGGUGACCAAGGAGCACGACGACGGGCACGUGGCCAAGUUCAUACGGGCGUUGAGGAACGGGGAAGAGUCUGCCAAAGCCUAUGAGGGGGGUGCAUGGAGUGCUAACUUUCCAGUCAAGGGGGACAUGUGGUUGAAGUUGGCGCGCAUGUCCCUCGGAUCUACGCGGGGAAUGACUGCAGAGCUGAAAUGGAUCAUGGGCACGGGGUUCGACGAAGCUUGGAAUAGACCUGACCUGAAGUAA
Colletotrichum scovillei is the source of this 1332-nucleotide messenger RNA. RefSeq lists its product as uncharacterized. Gene Ontology annotation, molecular function: oxidoreductase activity. Lineage: Eukaryota; Fungi; Ascomycota; Sordariomycetes; Glomerellales; Glomerellaceae. The coding region runs from base 1 to 1332 and encodes 443 amino acids. The record is from RefSeq and is a predicted model, not a curated record. The transcript has a single exon.